CUUCUCUUUCUCACAAAAAUCCCUAAAAAACUGAAGCAGCAAACUCUUCUCUUUCAUCUUUCUCAUCGAACAAGGUUAGUCAAGAAUUGUUGACACGGCCAUGGUGCAAGAGAGAACUGGAAAUGGAGCACCUUCAAAUGGGAAUUCGGCAGGUGGAAAUGCUUAUACAAUUGACUUGAAUACUUUCAGUAAGCGACUGAAGGCCUUAUAUUCACACUGGCACAAACAUAAGGAUGACCUAUGGGCCUCUUCUGAUGUCCUUGCUAUAGCUACGCCGCCACCUUCGGAGGACUUGAGAUACUUGAAAUCCUCAGCUUUAAAUAUUUGGUUGCUAGGGUAUGAGUUUCCUGAGACGAUUAUGGUUUUCGGAGACAAGCAAAUACAUUUUCUGUGUAGCCAGAAGAAAGCCUCAUUGCUUAGUGUUGUAAAAUCCGCUGCUAAAGAGGCUGUGGAUGUGGACAUUAUCCUGCAUGUGAAGGCGAAAAAUGAGGAUGGGACUACUCAAAUGGACAAUGUGCUUCACACUAUCCGUAUGCAGCCAAAGUCAGAUGGUCCUGAUACCACAGUCGUCAUUGGAUAUAUUGCAAGAGAGGCCCCUGAAGGAAAACUCUUGGAGAUAUGGACCGAUAAGAUGAGAAAUUCAAGCCUUACUCUUAGUGAUAUCUCAAAUGGGCUGGCUGACCUCUUUGCUGUGAAGGAACAGAAUGAGAUAAUAAAUGUGAAGAAAGCUGCAUAUUUGACUGCUUCUGCAAUGAAGAACUUUGUUGUUCCGAAGCUUGAGAAAGUUAUUGACGAGGAGAAGAAAGUAACUCAUUCUUUAUUAAUGGAUGACACAGAAAAGGCUAUUCUAGAACCUGCAAAAAUUAAGGUGAAGCUGAAAGCUGAGAAUGUUGAUAUUUGUUACCCCCCAAUCUUCCAGAGUGGUGGGAAUUUUGAUCUUAGACCUAGUGCUACAAGCAAUGAUGAACAGUUGUACUAUGAUUCUGCCAGUGUCAUCAUAUGUGCAGUUGGAUCACGAUACAACAGUUACUGUUCAAAUGUUGCCAGAACAUUUCUCAUUGAUUCAACUUCGACGCAGAACAAGGCUUAUGAGGUUCUUCUUAAAGCUCACGAGGCAGCAAUUGGUGCAUUGAAGCCUGGAAACAAGCUUAGUUCCGUGUAUCAAACAGCUCUUGAAGUGGUUGAGAGGGAUGCUCCUGAAUUUGUUAGCAACCUGACAAAGUCUGCUGGGACUGGGAUUGGUCUUGAGUUCCGGGAGUCUGGGUUGAUCAUUAAUGCUAAGAAUGAUAAGGUGCUGAGAGCGGGAAUGGUUUUCAACGUGUCACUUGGUUUCCACAAUUUGCAAACUGGGACCACCACUGAAAAGAGUAAGAAUUUUUCACUGUUGUUAGCAGAUACGGUUAUCGUCACAAAUGAUGGUCAUGAUGUGGUUACUCACUUGAGCUCUAAAGCCGUGAAGGAUGUAGCCUAUUCUUUCAAUGAAGAUGAGGAAGAUGAGGAGGAGGUUAAGGUGAAAGCUGAUUCAAGCAGGAUGGAAGCCUUGUAUUCCAAGGCAACACUUAGGUCAAACAACCAAGAAGAGCUCCGGAGGCAGCAUCAAGCAGAACUUGCUCGUCAGAAGAAUGAAGAAACUGCUCGUCGUCUUGCUGGUGGAGGAGCUUUAACGGGGAAUAACAGGGGUGCUGCUAGGGCCUCAAGUGACCUUGUUGCGUAUAAGAGCAUCAAUGAUCUACCACCUCCUAGGGAUAUGACUAUUCAGGUUGACCAAAAGAAUGAAGCCAUUCUUCUACCAAUAUAUGGUACUAUGGUUCCUUUCCAUGUGGCUACUGUUAAGACUGUUUCAAGCCAGCAGGAUACCAACCGUAACUGUUAUAUCCGUGUCAUUUUCAAUGUCCCUGGCACCCCUUUUACACCUGUUGAUGCAAAUGCUCUUAAGAAUCAGGGUGCUAUUUACCUGAAGGAAGCUUCGUUUCGUUCUAAGGAUCCAAGGCACAUAAGUGAAGUGGUUCAGCAGAUUAAAACUCUUAGACGGAAUGUUAUGGCCAGGGAGUCUGAGAAAGCUGAAAGGGCAACUUUGGUGACUCAGGAAAAACUUGUACUUGCAGGGAAUAAAUUCAAACCAGUUAGGCUGUCUGACUUAUCUAUUCGUCCCUCUUUUGGUGGUCGUGCAAGAAAGCUUCCGGGUACAUUGGAAGCUCAUGUUAAUGGUUUCCGGUACUCGACCUCAAGAACAGAUGAGCGUGUUGACAUCAUGUUUGGCAACAUCAAGCAUGCAUUCUUCCAGCCAGCAGAGAAGGAGAUGAUUACCCUUCUUCACUUUCAUCUGCAUAACCACAUAAUGGUAGGAAACAAGAAAACCAAGGAUGUGCAAUUCUAUGUUGAGGUAAUGGAUGUGGUGCAAACACUUGGAGGUGGAAAGCGGUCUGCCUAUGACCCAGAUGAGAUUGAGGAAGAACAGAGAGAAAGAGACCGUAAGAACAAAUUCAACAUGGACUUCCAGAAUUUUGUGAACCGGGUGAAUGAUAUGUGGAGCCAGCCCCAGCUUAAAGGACUCGACCUGGAGUUUGAUCAACCUCUGAGAGAACUUGGGUUCCAUGGGGUGCCCUAUAAAUCAUCAGCAUUCAUCGUGCCAACCUCGAGCUGUUUGGUUGAGCUGAUAGAGACCCCAUUUCUCGUGAUAACCUUAAGUGAUAUUGAGAUUGUCAACUUGGAGAGAGUUGGAUUUGGGCAGAAGAAUUUUGAUAUGGCAAUUGUCUUCAAGGACUUCAAGCGUGAUGUCAUGCGCAUAGAUUCCAUUCCUGUCUCCGCACUUGAUGGCAUCAAGGAGUGGCUUGACACAACUGACAUCAAGUAUUAUGAGAGCAAGAUGAAUCUGAAUUGGCGUGAAGUAUUGAAGACCAUAACUGAAGAUCCCCAAAGGUUUAUAGACGAAGGUGGUUGGGAAUUUUUAAACAUAGAUGCUUCUGACUCAGAAUCUGAAAACUCAGAGGAGUCAGACCAAGGUUAUGAACCCUCAGACGCUGAACCUGAGUCAGAUUCAGAAGAUGAGGCCUCUGAUAGUGAAUCUCUGGUGGAUUCCGAGGAAGAAGGGGAAGACUCAGAUGAAGAUUCAGAGGAAGAGAAAGGCAAAACAUGGGAAGAGUUGGAGAAGGAGGCAAGCAAUGCAGAUAGGGAGAAAGGAGAUGAACCUGACAGCGAGGAUGAGAGGAGGAGAAAGAAGAACUUUGGCAAGUCACGAUCUGGUCCAAGUUCUGCUGGUUCUAAGCGAAUGAAGUUUAGGUAGUUUUGCUGAUUCGAUUUGUCUUAGAACAGUCAUCAAGCACAUUACAAGUAGGUCUUCCUUGAAGUUUUAGUUAGUUAGUUAUCAAGUUCAGUUUUUUCUUGUAUAUUACUUCUAAAUUGUUUCUCUUUGCACUCCACUUUGGGUUGUUAGACCACGGUGGAGUUUGUCAGACUAGGUUCAAACGUUUCUGUUUACCUUCGUUUAGCUAGAUAUCAUGUUUUUAUGUACGCGUUUACAGUUGGUUGUGCGCGCAAAUAUCUCAUAUUGAAUUCCAACUGGAAACCUCUCCUUA
Solanum verrucosum is the source of this 3575-nucleotide messenger RNA. Its product is annotated as FACT complex subunit SPT16-like. The coding region runs from base 101 to 3283 and encodes 1060 amino acids. Lineage: Eukaryota; Viridiplantae; Streptophyta; Magnoliopsida; Solanales; Solanaceae. Gene Ontology annotation, cellular component: FACT complex. Gene Ontology annotation, molecular function: nucleosome binding. The record is from RefSeq and is a predicted model, not a curated record. Gene Ontology annotation, biological process: transcription elongation by RNA polymerase II; positive regulation of transcription elongation by RNA polymerase II. The transcript has 2 exons.